CUUCUCCCCCCCUCUCCCUCCCUCCCUCUCCUCUCAUUCUCGCUGUGACUAUGUGAGUUCGUCUCCCCGUUCGUCCCUCCUUCGCCGCUCGCCGUCCUUGCUAACCCGUGUGUCGCUGUGAUUCCUCUGGGUGGGCAUCGUCUUCUCCGGCACCGGGCUUCGGUUGCGCAGGUCGGUAGCCGAUGCGUCGUCCUCUAGCUGUGGCUUUGGGCGAGCAAGGCGGCCGUGCGCACCGUUGAGGAACGGGGCUGGAGAGCCCUCCGCGGUCGAGGGUGCCAUGGCCAAAGACGAUGUCGUCUAUCCGAUCACCGGCGACGACGACCUGAUCGCGGCAGGGCUGCCCCCGAGGACGACGGCGACACCUGUGAGGGUGCUACUGCGUUGCUGGGUAUCAAUGUCGGUAGCGACUCUGCUCCGAUCGAUCUGGACGGCGGUGGUGGUGAAGGGGCGACAAGGACACGGACCACGGUCGGCUCCAACUGCAACAACACAUAUGUAGUUGAUACCUCAUCUGUUGGUAAGCGUAAAUGUGCUGUCUUGGCUGAUUUUGAUGAGAUCUAUGAGAAUGUGAAUGGUAAAAAGGUUUGCACUAAAGCUAUCUGUAAAAUCUGUAAGCAUACAUUGAGUCCUAGAUCUAAUGCUCGCACUGGCCACUUGUUUAGGCAUCAAAAAUCUUGUAGGCAAAAGGCUGAUCGAGCUGCUAGGGUUCGGUCUAGGCUUGCUUUUAAUCAUGAUGGUUUUAUGCAUAACUGGGACUAUAAACCUGUUGUUGCUAGAUUUGAGUUGUGUCGGUUGAUUGCUAGGCUUGAUCUGCCGUUAGGUAUAGGUGAGACACAGGCCUGGGAAGAGUACAUUGUUCGUGCUCAUAACCCUAGGUUUGUUAAGGUAUCUAGACAGACCACCACUAGAGAUCUUGCUAAGCUUUGUACUGAAUGCCGUGAUCUGCUUAAGAAUUAUGUGUUGUCUGCUGCUACCUCUAUUGCUUUGACUUCAGACAUUUGGUCUAGUAAUGCCAAGGAGGACUACAUAUAUGUUGUUGCUCACUAUGUGAAUGCUGAUUGGGAGUUACAGAAAAAGGUUAUUGGUCUUAGGUUGAUUGAGGUGUCACAUUUUGGUGAAAAUAUUGCUUCAAGAAUUGCUGCUGUGGUUGAGGAGUAUGGUCUGAUUGACAAGAUUUUCUCUGUUACUCUAGAUAAUGCUUCUUCUAAUGCUAGGGCUAUAAACACUUUGACACCUAUGUUUGCUGGUUACUUGAGUCUUGAUCCUACACCUGUGCCUGAUAAUCCUGGUAACCAUAACUAUAGUCUCGUACAUCAACAUUGUGCUUGUCAUGUCAUUAAUCUGAUUGUAAAAUCUGGUUUAAAAAGAUUGAAACCUUAUACAGAAGAUUUUUCAGAACUGCAAUUAAUUUCUUGAAUUCCUCUAAUCAAAGAAUUGCUAUGUUCAAGAACUAUUGUAUUACUCUAGGUGUUAGACCUAGAAAGUUUGGCUUGGAUAUGGAUGUUAGAUGGAAUGCUACAUACCUUAUGCUUAAACACUUGGUUCCAUAUCAGGAUGUGUUUACUGUGUUCAUUAAUUCCAAUUAUGGCUUACAAUUGUUGUCUGCAAACCACUGGUAUGUUGCUGGAAAGAUAUUGGAGGUCCUUGAAUUAUUUUAUGACUCUACUGUUGUUCUUUCUUGUAUUUACUAUCCAACAAGUCCAUUAAUUCUGCAUCAUAUUUUAGAGAUUGCUUCUCAUUUGCAUGCAUGUGAAAGUGAUCAGAAUCUAAGAGCUAUUGUAUAUCCUAUGAAGCUUAAAUUCCUUAAAUACUGGCAAGAUAUACCUCUGUUAUAUUCAUAUGCAUUCAUUCUUGAUCCUAGAGCUAAGAUGAGAGAUUUCUUUAAUGUUCUGCAAUUACUUGCUGAGUACACUGGUUCUGAGUACAAUUCAUAUUAUGCUGAGGUGAGAACUGAAAUAUAUAAACUAUUUAACAAAUAUGAGAACAAGUUUGGUGCAGCUAGGUAUCAAAGGACUGCACAACCAUCAAACCAUACAAGUAAGAAAAAACAGGCAUGGGGAAGAAUCUUUGGAGGUAGUGGAACAGGUGUUGUUGGUCCUUUCCCUUCCUCUGACCCCACUUCAUCUUUAUCUGCUUCUGCUUUUGCUGUUUGUGAGCUCUCAAUUUAUUUGGACAGUGACAAUGUCACUGAUUAUGAUGAUGACUUUGACAUACUUCUCUGGUGGCGUGACCACAAACUAACCUAUCCAAUUCUUUCUAUAAUGGCUAGAGAUAUUAUGACAGUUCCUAUUUCUACUGUCUCUUCAGAAUCUUGUUUCAGUUUGACAGGCAGGAUAAUUGAAGAGCAGCGACGAUGCUUGUUGCCUGAAAUCGUGGAGAUGCUGACCUCCAUAAAGGAUUGGGAGCUAGGAGAAAGAAGGGAACAACACUCUGUGCACAACCAAGAUUUGGAAGACUCGUUCAGAAAUUUGUAUCUUGAUGAAGAGGAAUCUGGGGCUGCUGAUGGUACUUAGUAUUAGUGAGAGACUGAGAGAGUGAAGAGAGUGAUUUGUAUUUGCCAUAUGUGAGAAUUUUGAACAAUGGUUUGUAACGUAACUUGUAAGACUUUAUUUAGAGCUGCCUGCACUCUUUUUUCCUUUCUAGGGUUUCUCACAUUGGUGAGUUUUACCUAGAAAGGUUUUUAAUGAGGCAGCAUUGCACAUACAGCUCAUCUAUCUUAAUUCUGUUGUCUCCGUAUUUUUUA
Messenger RNA from Panicum virgatum (switchgrass), 2743 nucleotides. RefSeq names its product zinc finger BED domain-containing protein RICESLEEPER 1-like. The transcript has 2 exons. The record is from RefSeq and is a predicted model, not a curated record. Gene Ontology annotation, molecular function: DNA binding; protein dimerization activity. Bases 1440 to 2513 code for a protein of 357 amino acids. NCBI's taxonomy places the organism in Eukaryota, Viridiplantae, Streptophyta, Magnoliopsida, Poales, Poaceae.